Ahaetulla prasina is the source of this 4389-nucleotide messenger RNA. RefSeq lists its product as uncharacterized. Gene Ontology annotation, biological process: virion assembly; proteolysis. The record is from RefSeq and is a predicted model, not a curated record. The coding region runs from base 1 to 4389 and encodes 1462 amino acids. Gene Ontology annotation, molecular function: nucleic acid binding; aspartic-type endopeptidase activity; RNA-DNA hybrid ribonuclease activity. The transcript has 5 exons. NCBI's taxonomy places the organism in Eukaryota, Metazoa, Chordata, Lepidosauria, Squamata, Colubridae.
AUGGGUGGAGGUAGUAGCACGCCAAGCACCCCCUUGGCUUGCAUGCUGAAAGGGUUCGAGAAAUAUUACAACAAAACACAGUACAAGGUUCCCUACCCCCCAGUGACCAGAGAACGCCUGAAAUACCUGUGCCAAAAACAGUGGCCACACCUGGGAACGGGCUGGCCAACCGAGGGCUCGUUUAAGUGCCAGACUAUCAGUGACCUAUGGAACCUGAUAGCGCCGCCAAGGAAAGGGAAAGGAAAAAGGUUGGAUGUAGCCACUAAGCGAGUGAAGGAUGUGAAAGUAUCUGAAACGAAGGUAUCAGAUACCAAAAAGCAGAUAUUGGCCCAGGAGGAGGAAACUAUCCUGAGACCUCCGCCAUAUGCACCCCCGCCGCACCCGGGAGCGCCACCCCCACCUCAGCCACAGGCAGGGGAUGAAGAUGACCAGGCCGAGGGAGCCGAUGGGGAGCCAGUGGUUCGCCCAAAAGCGAAAAAGCAGUCAAAGAGGGGAAGACCACCAAAGUCAGAGAGGGUGGAAGAGGACCCGGAAGUGGAAAACGAGGAAGAAGGAGCCGCGGCUACAGCAGUAGGGGUAACAACUAGGGCAGCAGCCGCCAAGGCAGAAGCGGCAGCCGCUGCAGCCCAGGAUGAGUUUGUGGCACCGUUAAGGCAAAUGGAUCAGCAAGUAGUGAAUCCCCAGGGAGUAGUUGAGUACCGACCAUGCUUUCAGUACGUUCCUUUUUCGACAACUGACCUCCUGAAUUGGAAACAGCAUUAUGGGCCAUUGUCCAGUAAGCCGACGGAAAUGGCUGACCUGUUUCAAACCAUCAUGCAAACCCAUAAUCCCAAUUGGCAGGAUGUGCAGCAGUUGUUGAAUGCACUGUUGACACCUGAGGAAAGGGAAAAGUGGAAAGCAGCGGUUAGGACCUGUAUGAGGGAACGGUUCCCUAAUAUGGCGGACGUGGGACCGAACUGGCGGUUCGGGCCCCUGAUCGGGAUCCGGAUGGGAUCCCAAAGAGGCAAAUCAAAUGACGCGUUGAGAGAGUACCAAACCCUGACUGUGGAAGCGUUGAGAAGGGCAGGGAAGCCUCCGGUCAACAUGUCUAAGCCUUCCUUGAUCAUGCAGAGGGCGGAUGAGAGCCCAGAAAGCUUUCUGCAAAGGCUGAUCGAAGCGUAUGAGCUGUAUACGCAGGUUGACCCUAGGCAACCGGAGAAUGUGCGCAUGCUUAACGAAAGGUUUAUAGCGGAUCGUUAUGAAGACAUCAGGAAGAAGUUGCAAAAGCUAGAGGGAGCUCUAGGGAAGAAUACUACUGAAUUGUUGGAAGUAGCUAGGAAAGUGUUUGUGAAUAGGGACAAGGUGGAGAAGAAAGAAAGGGACGCUCGGAUGCAUAAGAAAACGGAAUUGUUAGCAGUGGCGCUGCAAGGAGGACGAACCCUGGGUCCGAACCAAUGGGGACCAGGCUUGGAGCAGGCCCCGCCUGAGCCAUUGGUUACUAUGAAUAUUGGGGGCCAACAGACAACCUUCCUAGUAGACACCGGUGCGGGGAGAUCUGUAGUGAAUAAUCCGAUCACUGCACCAGGGAUACACCAAAUAAGGGUACAAGGGGUGUCGGGCCAGGUAGUGGAAAGGCAGGUCCUCCAGCCAGUAACAUGCACGUAUAAGGGAUCAAAACUCCAACAUGAGUUCCUCUACAUACCUGAAUGCCCUAUUCCGUUACUGGGCAGGGAUAUGCUUAGCAAAUUGGGAGCCACCAUAUCUUUCAAUGAGGGUAAACAAAGUAUCACUGUCAGCCACGAUCCUGACGCCGUAUGGAGGCUAAUGGUGGCACAGGCUACAGAGGACAGGAAAUGGGAGGAGUUUGGCGUGCCAGAGCUAUGGGCUGAAGAUAACCCUCCUGGGUUUGCCGCUCACCAUCCGCCAGUGAUCGUGGAAGUGAAACCAUACGCCACACCGGUACACAUAAGGCAAAGGCCGUGUUCGCGCGAAGCGCUCACAGCCAUUUACGAAAUUAUCCAGAAAUUCCUGAAGGCAGGUAUCUUGGUCCCUAUCCAGUCACCCUGGAACACCCCGAUCUUACCCAUAAGGAAACCGGAUGGGGUCUCCUUUAGGCCGGUACAGGAUCUUAGGAUUAUUAAUGACGUCACAGUGACGAUCCAUCCGGCUGUCCCGAACCCAUACACAUUACUAAGCCUGAUCCCGCCUAAAGCCAAGUGGUUUUCGGUCAUAGAUCUAAAGGAUGCGUUUUUCACGAUCCCAAUACACCCCGUGAGCCAGCCGUUGUUUGCAUUUGAGUGGGAAAACCCGACCACGGGAACUAAACUACAAUACACCUGGACACGCCUACCCCAAGGGUUCAAGAACUCACCCACCCUGUUCGGAACGGCACUAGGAAGGGAUUUACAAUAUUAUGUACCUAGACAAAAGGGAGACACAGUGUUACAAUACGUGGACGAUGUGCUGGUUACUGGGCAGACUGAGGACUUAUGCUGGGAAAACACCAAAGCCUUGUUUGUUCUCUUGGUAGAGUGUGGAUAUAGGGCGUCGAGGAACAAGGCUCAGUUAGUAAAGCAACGGGUGAGGUAUUUAGGCUACGACAUUGAACAAGGAAAAAGGUCGUUAGGCCCUGAACGGAAGGAGGCAGUGUUGGCUAUAGCAGAGCCCACGACAAGGAGACAGUUGCGAGGCUUUCUAGGGCUAGCAGGCUUUUGUAGAAUCUGGAUCCCCAAUUUCGCGUUAUUGGCAGCGCCCCUCUAUGCUUCUACAAAGGGGGGCAACUCUGAUGAGUUUGUCUGGACUGAGGAACAAAGUAGAGCAUUCAAAGAGAUAAAGAAGGAAUUGACUAGGGCUCCAGCGUUGGCAUUGCCAAACCUAGAAAAACCCUUUAACCUGUAUGUGGAUACAAAACAGAACAUAGCCUUAGGUGUUUUGACUCAGCAGUUAGGGGCGUGGCAACGGCCGAUUGCGUAUCUGUCAAAGCAGCUUGACGGAGUGGCGAAAGGGUGGCCCCAUUGUUUGAAAGUCUUAGCAGCCAUAGCUGAAUUGUUGCAGGAUUGUAAUAAAUUGACGCUUUCAUGCGCCAUUAGCGUGCACACCCCACAUGCGGUCCAAUCGGUGUUGGAUAACAAAGGACAUCUGUGGAUCAGUAACCAGAGGCUGGUGAAAUACCAGGCCAUGAUGAUUGAAAACCCACACGUCAGACUUCAUGUGUCCACGCGUCUCAACCCCGCAACUCUGUUACCAAUUGAGACAACCCUGGAACAUGACUGUCUGCAUGUGUUGGAUAAUGUAUAUUCCACCAGACCAGACCUAUCAGACAUCCCCUUACCACACGCAAAGUAUAACUGGUACACUGACGGGUCCAGUUACAUGCAUGAGGGCAAAAGAGUAGCAGGAUAUGCAAUAGUUGAUGACAGUAGAGUAAUAGAAAGUGGACCGCUGGGAAGUAAGAGGAGUGCGCAGGUUGCUGAAUUGUGGGCUCUGAUACGAGCUCUGAACAGGGCGGAGGACGAGACAUUGAACGUGUGGACAGAUAGCAAGUAUGCCUUUUUGACGUUGCACGCCCACGGGGCAGUGUAUAAGGAAAGAGGAUUUAGAGAUUCGGCAGGCAAGUUCAUUCAACAUGGACACCUGAUUCAGUAUCUCAUUGAUGCAGUAAAGAAACCUAAGAAAGUGUCAGUGAUGCAUUGCAAGGGACAUCAACGUGGUGAUGAUAGGGUAGCCCUUGGAAAUAGAGCUGCUGAUCUGGAGGCGCCGCCUGCGGCCCUUAGGGAUGACGUCACCCCAGACCUGUCCAUUCUUAUUGCCCAGGAUUUAAGUGUUAUCCCACCCACUAUUAAGCCCUCAUACUCCCAGGCGGAAUGUGCAAAGGCAGUAAACGACCUAAAAGCUGACCUCAAGGACGGCUGGUAUACCUUAGAGUGUGAUAUCAAAGUCAUAGAGGAUGUGUUGGGGCACUACCUGGUGGUGGGAGAUACCACCUAUUAUACUCUUAAACUGUGCCCAACUGUUAGAACGGCAAGUACACAGCGUGCUGAGAACAGGGAUGAAGGCAGAGAUCAACAGAUUGCUACUAUUACUUAUGGUUAUAGCGCUGGCGAAAACAAUAAUGUCUGUGUCCGUAACAUGGGACAAUGGAGCCCCCCUGAGGACAGACCCAGAAUCACCCAGUCUUAUGCCAUCGGCAUCGGUGAUUGUGGGGGACCUCCACCUCUGACCUUCACUCCUGAAUGCUGGACAGGGACAUUACCACACCCGUGCCAGCACCCACGAGUGUUUGACAAAAUUGCAACGGAAGCCUGUCGUGUGCGACGGCCGAUAAACCCUGAGGCCUGUCGUCGAACGGAGGCCGCCGACACCGACUACCUCUUUAAACCGGCGUGUCCUCCUAGGCAUGAGUACCAGUAG